AUGACGCUCUGGAGAGAUGCCGAAGAAUGGUGGUGGAACAGACCAAGGCGAUCUGCGAGUAUCGAUCAUUCUCUCGAAAUACCGCGUCUACAACGUCCAAAAGGCGAUACCGGUACCGGUACCGCAUCCGAAGACCCCGUUCAUCCAGAGAGGCCUGGAUCGACCGCGAGCUUUUCAUUGGCUGCAGUCCCGUUAAAUCUAGAAGACCCAUUCUCGAUAACUUCAGAUCAUGGCAUAGCUUUCUUGUCAUUAAGAUCCUAUACUUCCGAAGGUGGGAAUGUCAGCGAUCCAGUACAGCCUGUCACCGCACUAGACGGACAGACAACGCAACCUCGAUUGACUGGGAGGUUUGCAAAGGAGUUAGAGAAUACGGCCAGACACAAGACAAAUGAACUGACCACCGAUGAAUUACUGGCCCUGGAUAAGGGAGCCCGUCAGAGGCGUGCUCGAAAUACUCUGUCAAACGACCCGAAGGUUCCUAAGCAUGCCCUGGCUGUACGGACAAAAAAAGACCGUUACCUAAAAAACCUACAAAAAACCCACAAAACUCAUACAGAACGUUGUACCAGAAUUCGUAUUAACAACUUGAAGAAACCAAGCGUAGAAUCUGGUGACGGAAGCACAACCUUAGGGGCCACGGAAGAGUUCAGAGGGUCCGAUAAAAAAGAUGCGAACCAAUGUAUGCACCGCGAGGCUUCAAAGCCGGUUGGAGAGCAAAAGUUGGAGGAGGAACACUCCAAGUCAAGAGCCGACAGUAAUAUGAGUACGCAGGCUUCAGGAUUAGAGAAGAGGGGAAUGGUGGAGAGGAAAAGGUCCGAGCAAAGUACGGGCAUUAAAAACCUGAAACCUGAUUCAGAAAACGCGGCGAAUAGAGAGGCUUCCAAGAAGAUUGUGGACGAGGGUAUCGACACCUGGGUCUCGGAGCCUAGCUCAAAGGUGAUAGCCAGUGGGGGAUCAUCGGAAGCGAUUUUGCACGAGGUCAUGGGCAUUGAGGCCUCGCAGCCCGAUUCGAAAAAGUGGGUGGGCGAAGGGUCGGUUCAGCAGAGUGCUACUCUGUUGAGUGCUGCAUCACUCAGUGUUACUGCAACUACCGGUAGUGCUCCCCCAUCCGGCAUUCCUGGUGGCGUGCCCCCACUGGAUAUUAAUCCACUUGGUGCUGCCCCGGCCAGCAUUAAUUCCAGCCUUACUACCACACCUAGUGGUGAACUCCAACCAGGUAACACUCCGUCUGGUGCUCGCCCGUCUACUGGCAAUGGAGUACCCAGUUCGCUAGUACAUCGACCGAGGAGCAAAAUGUCCAUUGCGUCUCUACUGAAUUGA
Drepanopeziza brunnea f. sp. 'multigermtubi' MB_m1 is the source of this 1320-nucleotide messenger RNA. The record is from RefSeq and is a predicted model, not a curated record. Lineage: Eukaryota; Fungi; Ascomycota; Leotiomycetes; Helotiales; Drepanopezizaceae.